Molecule: messenger RNA, 2245 nt
Organism: Drosophila melanogaster (fruit fly)
Lineage: Eukaryota; Metazoa; Arthropoda; Insecta; Diptera; Drosophilidae
Exons: 3
Source: RefSeq, marked reviewed
AAUCACAUUUCGGGUAAAAACAAAUUGAAAUAUCCACCGAAUUUAAAUAUUAAAGUUAGAGAAGCUGCCAAAUAUCUGGAGUUACAAUCAGGGACAAGGACAAGGACUACUACACUAGAGGAGAGCUUUUACAAGCAAUCCGGUGAAACCACAUAUAAUGACAAGUCCGUCGCGGGAUAUAAACGAUCUUUUUGACGAUAUUGUCCUGACCGAGGAGAAGGAGGCACGUUUGGGCUACGAGGAGGGACUGAAGGACGGCCAGGAGCAGGGCAACGAAGAGGGCUAUAAAUUGGGCUACGCCCAGGGAGUAUCCCUAGGCGAGGAGCUCGGCAAGAUUCUGGGCCAGGUGGUGGCCCAGCAGCAGCUGAAACACACGGACAAGGUGCGUCGCAGCUUGGAACAGUUGCGUUCGCUCAUCGAGGAGUUUCCCCGCACCAACGAUCCGCAGGCGGACAUAGUGGGUGCUGUGCAGGACAUUCGCUCCUCCCAUCGUCGCCUUCGCGCCCAGCUGGGAUCCAAAAAAACGCCUGGUGCAGCGCCUGCAGAGACCAAUUCUGUCGAGCACAAGGACUACAGCUUCUAGCCUUAUAGCACCAUGUCCAAGGUGGGAGUUGUGCAGUUGCAGAGGCGUCUGGAUGGCUUACUGGCCUUCCUCAAUCCGCACUGGGAUUUUGUCAAUUGCCACAUGGUGAACUACUUGACGGACCAGCACUGGGACGGCUUUUUAUCCGAAACGCUGAAAAGUGAGAUCGCCGGCAAGGAAGAUGUGGCUCUGGCCAUAGAAGACCUAUUUUGGAAAACUGAUGAAUCAGAAAGGUUUCCGGCAUGGCGAGAAUUCCUAGGCAAGAGCAAACAAGAACGCCUGUCGCUUCAGAGGGUCAGGGGAACUCCACGCAGCUAAGCAUUCGGGAGUUUAUGAGCGCCAAAAAGUGCCAUGAGGUGGAUCUAACAGCCGUUCUCGUGGACCAGCUUGUGAAGAACUCCGGUCAAGAUUGCUUCAUUGUAGACGCGGGCGAUGGCAAAGGGUAUUUAUCCUCGCGCUUGGCGCUCCAGUAUGGUCACCGCGUGCUCGGCAUCGAUGCGAACGCGGCAAACACCGAGAACGCAUUGAAUAGGAAUCGCAAAUUGCAGCGCGCUUGGAAUGGCCUUACGGAACGAGCGGAGCUGCAAGUCCAGGGAAUCACGCCCAAGAGACGUGGUAAAAAGUCGCCAGCCAGGGAGAGCACCAAGAGUGCGCCUGCCUUGGAAAACUACAAGACAACGGCAAAGUUUAUAACCACCGAACUUAACUUUGGUGCCCUGCUGGCGGAGAAUUUCACUCAGUUUAGACCGGAAGACAGUCCAAACAUUUGCCUUACUGGAUUGCAUACCUGUGGCAACCUGGCCGCCACCUGUCUUCAGGUUUUCCACGCCCAAACGGACUGCCGGUUGCUUUGUAAUGUUGGCUGCUGCUAUCAUUUGCUGCGGGAGCGCUAUUCGCAGCAGGAGUUCUUUGGCAAUAAGUCCCUGAUGGAGCUGCAAACAGACUAUGGAUUCCCAUUGAGUCAGUACCUGCGGGAGCGACAAGUGCGAAUGGGUCGCAAUGCGCGGAUGCUGGCGGCCCAGUCAAUUGAACGCACCUUGGACACCAAGGAGCUGCCUAAUGUAACGCUCUACUAUCGAGCUCUCUUGGAGAUUCUGGUUUGCCGCCAUGCGCCGGAGCUGAAAAACGAACUGCAGGUGGGCAAGGUACGGAAAUUCGAGAGUUUCGAGGAGUACAUUCAAAAGUGUGCCACCAAAUUGGAUGCUCCCUGGUUGGCAGCUGUUGAGAAAGAAGAACUUCAAUCCCUGCUCCAGGAAUAUGCCGUGCAUAAAUACUUCUUGGAUCUGUUCUAUCUGCUGCGCAUGUCCUUUGCUCCGGUGCUGGAGAGUCUAAUUCUCCUGGAUCGCCUGCUCUACCUCAAGGAACUUGGCUAUGAACGCAGCUAUCUGAUAGAUUUAUUUGAUCCCGUCAUUUCGCCCAGGCAUUUUGCAAUUGUUUCUAUAAAGCAGCAAACGCAACAAUAAUGAAAUUCACAAAUGCAUCAAAAGCUUGACGAGAAAGCCGGUUGUGUUUAAUUAUUUAUAGAUUAUAGCGUGCAAUACUUUUCAUAUCGUAUAUGUAUUGCGUUAACGCUUUUAAAAAUCUAACUAAACCAUAGCACACAAAAAGUAAAUAAGGUUGUUAAAACUAAGAAUCAUUAUAAUAAAUGUAAUCAUGACUUGU